ACGCAGUUGGGAUGACAUGAACGGUCUACUAUCAAACCCGUUUAAUAUUACAUAUCCAACUGCCGUCCAGACAUCACUCGAUGCCCAUGCGCUGGUAGCCAAGUUUGACCCAUCGGGUCGGUUUGUCGCGACCGGGAUUCUCAAUGGCGCGGCGCAGGUUUGGGAUUUGGACACGAAGGCGGCCAUACGGACUCCGGACGGGCACGUUAAAGCAGUCACAAGUCUAGACUGGUCCCGCAACUCUCGUUACUUGCUGACGUCGUCCAAGGAUUGGAACAUCAUCGUGUGGGACCUCGCGUCCGACUCGCAGCCCGUCCGUCGGCAGGCCACAAUCAGGUUCGACGCGCCUGUCGUCUCCGCAUCUUUCCACCCACGAAAUAUCAACAUCAUUCUUGUUCUGCUCAGCACGGGUGAAGCAUACGUCGUUGAUCGUCGGAAGCAAUACAAGGGGCGCUAUGAACUCUGUGAGGUACAAGAUGAUAGUGAUGACGAGGGACAGUCCAUCCGUCCGAGAUUUGCAUUCACAGUUGCUCGCUUCGACCCAUCUGGAAAGCACAUCUUUCUAGGGACGACUUCGAGUAGUAUUCUCGUCUUCAACACACGGACAAAGACGAUGGUUGCAAGGCAUCGAAUCUCCGGUGCUGGUAUCAUGCGUGGUCUCGAAUUUGAUAAGUCUGGACGUCGUCUGGUCACGAACUCCUCCGAUCGUACACUCCGUCAAUUCACCGUCCCCUACUAUCCACCCCCAUCUGCCGAUGGAGAGUACUUUGAGCAAGAGCUGGAGCCUACCUACCGCUUCAAUGACCCCAUAAACAAAAAUGCAUGGCAUGGCAUGUCGUACAGCCCCGAUGGAGAAUGGCUUGCAGGAGGUGCAGCAGACAAUGCGACACACAAAAUCUACAUCUGGGACAUUCUCAACGAGGGACAGUUUGCCACUGCCCUCGACGGCGGUCGAGAUCCGCUCAUCGACCUCCACUGGCAUCCAACCAAACCGUCGAUGGCGUCGACGACGAGUUUUGGCAAUGUCCUCAUCUGGCACUGCCCGACGCCCGAGAGGUGGGGCGCGUUCGCUGGCGGGUUCGAAGAAGUCGACGAGAAUGUCGAGUACGAAGAGCAGGAGGACGAGUUCGAUAUAGAAGAUGAGAACGAGCUCGCUCUGCGAAAGAAAAAGGCCGAGGAAGAAGAAGUCGACAUUGUUGGCCUCGGAGAUGAUGUUACUGUUCAAACGCCGGAAUAUACACAGCGCGUCGUUGAGGGAGACGAGGACAUUGCUUGGGCGCUGGAGGAGCCUGAUGACGAUGCUCUGGGAUGGAAAAUGAAAGUCAUUAUUGAAGACGACGCGGACAGUUGACACAUGUAUCACACUGCUAUAUGGCCAAUUUAUUUCGUUAAAUGGUACGAGACACAUCUGCUACGAAAAUGGAAAGCGGAAGGUGGCAUCGAGUGAAAACGUAAACGCGACGUGGAAUCUACCGAAUGGUGGGCUUCGAAGUCUCAUCCUACAGUACAAUGGCAAAGAAUGACUGCCGUCAUUACCAUUUGACAAACGUCUCAGUGCGAGCUUACCGUCACGGAACUCCCUAGUAUAGUUCGUCCAGACGCU
Molecule: messenger RNA, 1603 nt
Organism: Laetiporus sulphureus 93-53
Lineage: Eukaryota; Fungi; Basidiomycota; Agaricomycetes; Polyporales; Laetiporaceae
Product: WD40 repeat-like protein
Exons: 10
Coding region: 17-1351 (444 amino acids)
Cellular component (GO): Set1C/COMPASS complex
Molecular function (GO): protein binding
Source: RefSeq, a predicted model, not a curated record